Aphanomyces astaci is the source of this 812-nucleotide messenger RNA. RefSeq lists its product as hypothetical. The record is from RefSeq and is a predicted model, not a curated record. Lineage: Eukaryota; Oomycota; Saprolegniomycetes; Saprolegniales; Verrucalvaceae. The transcript has a single exon. The coding region runs from base 23 to 541 and encodes 172 amino acids.
AAAUCAUCGUGUGCUGUGCGAUAUGAACUCGGCAGGUAGCGGCGGCGGUCCAUACUUCAUGGGAAGUGGUCCAGGGAACCCAAAUGCUGCUGCUGGAAUGAACUUCAACAUGGGCUUCAUGAUGAAUCCACCUGGUGCCCCUACCGACGUCGCGAGUAUGCACAUGAACAGCUUUGGAACCAACACAGGCAGCGACGUCGCGGCUUCCCCGCCGUCGGCGUCGGCCAUGGGAAGCAGCCAACACCACGCAAACAACACCAGCAGUAGCUUCAAUCGUGGCAACUACCGAUGCAGUCGAUGUGGCGAACCGAAAAAAGGCCAUGUGUGUCCAUACCAGCCUGCCAACUACAAGUGCAGCAAGUGCGGCAACCUCAAGCGUUCGUGCACGUGCGGCGCCCCUCAGAAGAGCAACGUCGAGAUCCAAUGCGCUAUGGACGAGCAUAUGACAGUAGCACGACUCGAUCGUAGUGCGCAGGGCGUGACGGACUUCCACGAGUCGAUCCGGUCGUUCGUCGAAGGUGCGGCGUCGUCGUCGUCGUAGUUAUCGCGUGUCGCUGGAUGAAGGAACUCCUCACGUUUCCUUCCCUGCUGUAUAUAUAUAUAUAAAUCAAUCGGCGAACCACUACACGUGUCCGUACUUCGAGGGAUCCAAGGCCUUACGUGGUGGCAGCAUCAACGAAAGCACGAACGUUAUGCGCAACCUUCUAAGGGGGAAAUGAUAGUCUUAUUAUAUAGUAAACGACACUAAACUAGUACGACCGUUCAAGGGUUCAAAAUAUAUGACAGCCGUAGCUUGUGCUCGAUGGUGUCCU